This is a messenger RNA of Pelobates fuscus (common spadefoot toad), 381 nucleotides long. RefSeq names its product apovitellenin-1-like. NCBI's taxonomy places the organism in Eukaryota, Metazoa, Chordata, Amphibia, Anura, Pelobatidae. The transcript is spliced from 3 exons. The record is from RefSeq and is a predicted model, not a curated record. Gene Ontology annotation, biological process: lipid metabolic process. Gene Ontology annotation, molecular function: enzyme inhibitor activity. Gene Ontology annotation, cellular component: chylomicron. Bases 35 to 364 code for a protein of 109 amino acids.
UUGAUAAUUGUUCCAUUUCAGGUGUUAAACAGUCAUGCGUUUCAUGUUCAUAACAGGAGCCUUUCUCCUUCUCCUCCUCACAUCAGAUAUCGAUGCAAAAUCCAUAUCGAAAAGACAUGUACGUCGGGACUGGCUGAUUGUGCCAGACUCCAUCGGCUAUUAUCUGUAUGAGGCUGUUAAUUACGUUUCUCCUUCGGCUGGGAAGGUGAUGGUGGACAUAUUUGAAUCACAUCAGGUUCAGAGUAUAAGGAGUUUUCUAAUCAAGGAAACAUCUCAACUGAAUGUCCAUGCUGAAAACCUCUAUAAUAAAUUGUAUGCCUUAUGGCAGAACAAAGAGCACCGAAACACCGAUAGCGAAAACUAAGAAAAUAAAAUGAACUU